This is a messenger RNA of Psylliodes chrysocephalus, 557 nucleotides long. NCBI's taxonomy places the organism in Eukaryota, Metazoa, Arthropoda, Insecta, Coleoptera, Chrysomelidae. The record is from the annotation of a GenBank genome assembly.
AUUUAAUCACAAUAUUAAUAAAACUAAAAAAAAAAUAUUUAUAAACAUGAGUGGAAGAGUUCCGAGAACACAUUCUUUCCAAUGGUCCACUCUCGUGGACUUUAUUGAGCAGCACCCAGAAAUGGUUACUCAUAAAUUUGUGGGCAUUAAUGGAAGGGAAAAUUUUAACAAACUGUGGGAAGAGCUAACGACCCUUCUAAAUAGUACUGGGUUUGGUAGUAAAGAUUGCAAAAAAUGGCAAGAGGUGUUUGGCAAGUGGAAAAGCAAAAUUAAAAUAAAAGCCCAAGAAAUUCAAUGUGGUAUCAAGAAGACGGGGGGAGGUGGACCAUUACCACAGUUGACCCCCAUUGAGGAAAGACUAAUAGGUAUAAUAGGUUGGAAGAUUGUGACAGGAGAUAGAAAUGUGGAAAUGGGGGUGGUAUGUAUUUAUUAAAAAGUACUAAUGGCCUUUACGAUUCAGUGAAAUGGACAAAUAUAUUAUUACUAGCAGAAAACUAUAUAUUUACCCACCACAUGCUAUAUAAUUGAACUACCAAUAAUAAUUUUUUGUAAACGUA